AUGAAUAACACCCCCAAAGCCAAGCCAACAUGCAAAUUAAGCGCGCGCUUACGAAUACCGCCAGAAAACUUGGCGUUAUUCGCAGUGGGCCGCAAAAGUGGCUCCUGUUCUGUGGGAUUAUUCAUCAACAAUAAAAUAUAUUUAGAUAAGAAAUUAUUCUUUAAAGAAAACUCCUGGGAUUAUAAAAUAUACAGAUAUCCCGCUAUCAAGUCCAUAUACAAGCAAUUACUCAUACAGUCUGGUGAUCAUACCAGUACCGACGGUCUUUCCAGACUCUCUGAGGUUGAAUCUUUGACCAGUUUCCAGAGCAACAGGACUGAACAGCUCAACAAUCAUCUCAACAUUGUCUCCUGGCAUGACCUGCUUGGAGUGAUCCUCCUCGGUCUCUGGGAACUUCAAGGUGACACUGACGUUGGUGGUUCUCACAAACAUCUGUGGCUUGUAGUUCUCACUGAAAGGAGUGUGUCUUCCACCUUCCUCUUUGGUCAAGAUGUACAUGGAAGCCAAGAACUUCUUGUAUGGCUUCAAAGAACCAACCUUGGAAGCAAUCAUACCUCUUUGGAUCUGCUCUCUCUUGACACCUCUCAACAAGAUACCUGGGGUGUCACCGGCCAUGGCCUGGUCAAGGUCCUUGUGGUACAUCUCGAUACCGAUAACAGUACCUCUACCGGAGAUGGAGAACACCUCAUCAACAGGCAACAGGAAUGGUUGCUCGAGAUCUCUAACUGGGGUUGGGAUGUGCUCGUCAACAGCAGCCAUCAACUUCUCAAUGGCCUGUUCACCAAUCUCUGGUUGUUUUCCUUCCAAAGCACACAAAGCAGAUCCCAUGAUAACUGGAGUUUCAUCUCCGUCGAAACCGUAAGAAGCCAACAAUUCUCUCAUUUCCAUCUCAACAAGCUCCAACAUCUCUGGGUCAUCGAUGGUGUCAACCUUGUUAACGAAAACAACCAACUUCUGGACACCAACCUGUCUGGCAAGCAACAAGUGCUCUCUGGUCUGAGGCAUCUGUCCGUCGGUGGCGGCAACAACAAUAAUGGCACCGUCCAUCUGAGCAGCACCGGUAAUCAUGUUUUUGAUGUAAUCUUGAUGGCCUGGACAGUCAACGUGCGAGUAGUGUCUGUUCGGGGUUUCAUACUCAACGUGAGCAGUGGAGAUGGUGAUACCUCUGGCACGCUCUUCUGGAGCCUUGUCAAUAGAAGAGUAGUCCAAGAAGUUGGCACCUCCCUUUUGGGAAAGAACCUUGGUGAUGGCGGCGGUCAAGGUGGUCUUACCGUGAUCCACAUGGCCAAUGGUACCAAUGUUGACAUGGGGCUUGGAUCUGUCGAAAGUUCCCGCGUAUCUCACAAACGAGUUGGACACGGUCUUGGAAGCAACCCGUGCACCAGACAUACGGCCGAUCUUCAGCGCUGGCAGCGCUCUAGCAACCAGAAUAGACAUUUUUUGCAAUCCAAAAUAUGGUUUGCGAUGCUUUCCAAUUCUUUGGCAGCAGAUUGGACCCGUUCAUCUUCACCGAGCGACGAAAGAUGGCUCAAAGUCGUGUCCAAUAGAGCAGAAACCCGUUUCCCCUUGAACGCUUUCAAUUGGAUGGUUUGUCCGUUGAUCUUGCUGACCUCGUCUCUCAGUUCACUAAUCCGUCUGAACUUAUCUGCCACCAUAUGCUCGUGCUUGGAGGUGUAG
Molecule: messenger RNA, 1677 nt
Organism: Ogataea philodendri
Lineage: Eukaryota; Fungi; Ascomycota; Pichiomycetes; Pichiales; Pichiaceae
Exons: 3
Coding region: 1-1677 (558 amino acids)
Source: RefSeq, a predicted model, not a curated record